UUUGGGCGCCAGGCUGCAUAACGAGUAGUGCCGAUGAAAUCAGCAACGCUAUUCUCCUGAUCCUGUCCGCCCACCUGUGCACAACGAACACCGCUCAACUAUGUCCCGCCCUUCACGACACUUUCGUUUACCGUCCCAACUGGAGCACUGACCACAGCGCAAAUGGAGUUGAUGUUGUAACUCGUAACCCAGAAGUUCGGGGGGCAGGACUAAGCGACAUGUUUGCCCUGUGCGCAAAACCCAGCAGCUGUAGUAGCUCUCCCUGUGUCCACGGGACCUGUGAGGAUCACGAGACGUACUACUCCUGCCACGACAACUGUGAUCACCAGCCGUACUACGUCUGUCGGUGUGAGCCCGGCUGGUUCGGAGACAGGUGCCAUAUAUACAUUGACGAGUGCCAGAGCUCUCCCUGCCCUCAGAACGCCACCUGCGUGGAUCACGUGAACGGCUACACCUGUCAGUGCCCACCUGGAUUCACGGGGAACAGCUGUGAAACAGAUAUAAACUGGUGCGACCCAAACCCCUGUCCUUCCGGCUGGGUGUGUGCGGACAUGCCGGACGCCUUCCUGUGCCAAAUGCCUGCUGGGAGGGCAUUCUCUGGCGACCUCUGCACUGCGGCGUCUUGCGGUCCCGGCUGGAACUGCAAGGAGGACGUCUCGUCUGGGUACACCUGCUUCCGUGGCUAACGAAAGUUUUACAGAAAGGCUUCUACGUUCGUUUACGUGGACCCAAA
Molecule: messenger RNA, 733 nt
Organism: Branchiostoma floridae (Florida lancelet)
Lineage: Eukaryota; Metazoa; Chordata; Leptocardii; Amphioxiformes; Branchiostomatidae
Product: fibropellin-1-like
Exons: 5
Coding region: 219-686 (155 amino acids)
Molecular function (GO): calcium ion binding
Source: RefSeq, a predicted model, not a curated record